AUGUCGGCCACCUCCAGGAGCUACAACCCGUUCGACGACGACGACGCCGAGGAGGAGGGCGGCCGGGACGCCCGCGACCUCCCCGACGGGCCCGGCGCGCCCGCGGACCGGCAGCAGAGCCUGCGACAGGAGGUGUUGUGCAGGGCAGAGGCCAUGGCCGCCAGCACCAGCCGGUCGGUGUCUCUGGUGUACGAGUCCGAGAGGGUCGGGGUCGCCGCUUCCGAGUGUAAGUGGAAGAUCCCCCCAACAGCAGGUAAGCGUACGGCCACCCAGCCCAACAGCAGAUUGAAAGAUGCCAUAACAACAAGUAAAGAGCAGGAAUCAAAGUACCAGGCCAGUCACCCCAACCUCAGGAGGCUGGACGAUUCAGACUCCAUCCCCAGAGGGGCUAGUGCUGCCGUGACUUCCAACAGUUACCCCAAGAACCCGCAGCUCCGCGCCUACCACCAGAAGAUUGACAGCAACCUGGAUGAGUUGUCCGUGGGCCUGGGCCGCCUGAAGGACAUCGCCCUGGGCAUGCAGACGGAAAUCGAGGAUCAUGAUGACAUCCUGGACCGGCUCACGACCAAAGUGGACAAGUUAGACCUCAACAUAAAGACCACUGAGAAGAAAGUCCGGCAACUUUAA
Orycteropus afer afer is the source of this 627-nucleotide messenger RNA. The record is from RefSeq and is a predicted model, not a curated record. NCBI's taxonomy places the organism in Eukaryota, Metazoa, Chordata, Mammalia, Tubulidentata, Orycteropodidae.